Messenger RNA from Stegodyphus dumicola, 3287 nucleotides. RefSeq lists its product as uncharacterized. The record is from RefSeq and is a predicted model, not a curated record. Gene Ontology annotation, cellular component: nucleoplasm. NCBI's taxonomy places the organism in Eukaryota, Metazoa, Arthropoda, Arachnida, Araneae, Eresidae. Gene Ontology annotation, molecular function: RNA polymerase II cis-regulatory region sequence-specific DNA binding; DNA-binding transcription repressor activity, RNA polymerase II-specific. Gene Ontology annotation, biological process: regulation of cytokine production; negative regulation of transcription by RNA polymerase II; regulation of immune system process.
CCGCAUCAUUCGUAUUCGCAUAGAAACCGCAUCAUUCGUAUUCGUAUAGCAAUCGCAUCAUUCGUACUCGAACAAACCGCAUCGUACGACAGAUGCGAGUAACGAACAGAUGCGAGUAACGAAAUGAAUUUGUGAGUACCGAAUCGGUACUUCGAGUGAACCGAUGUACCCGUUACUCAGUAACGAAUACAUGCGGUUUGCUCCAGCUCUAAUGUUUAUAAUUAAUUUAUUUACAAAGCUUGAGAAAGCAGACAAAUUCUUACGAAAAUCUGACACAUGAAAUUGCCUCUUUUGAGUAAAUACAAUAAUAUAUACUAUAUUAAGCUUCUUGUGAAAAUGGAUAUUUAAGAGAUCAAUUGUAUAUUUAAAAAAUUUACACCUUCAAGGAUAUAACUUCUGAACGUAUUAGCAAAGGUAUAAACGAGAUAACAUGUUACGGAUAAAAACACCCUUAUCAAAUAAUUUCUGCAUUAAGAAUGGUAAAUCAUGAUUCAUGAGUAUUUUUUUUGUGUGUGUGUGCUAGAAUUGGCGAGAAAUAUUUAUAGAAGCAUACAUAUUGUGGCAUGUCAGUAUUCAGGGUAUGAUUAGAAUAAAUUGGCCGUAUCUCGUAUGACAAAACACACGAAGAUUUCCUGUUUGCAUUUGAAGAUUCAAAAUUUAGAGUCAAAUUUUUUACUUGUGUGCAACCAACAAGUUCUUGCAUAUGUUUCAUUGAAUGUGUGCACCAUUCCGAGUGCACAGAAAUCUUAUGUACGACCGACGCAAGUAUGUAAUUAUAUGUGUCCUAUUUCAGAAAUAUUUCCAAAUUUGUAAAAUUGCAUUGAUCUGUGGUUAAUUAAAGAAUCAAAAAACAUGCAUAACAGCAAAGAAAAGUCAUUCAAGUGUGAUAUGUGUUCCAAGUCAUAUACAUACAAAAGUGAUUUAAGCAGACAUAGACACAUUCAUACUGGAGAAACAUACGAAUGUAGUGUAUGCUGGAAAUCCUUUGCUAACAAAAAAACACUAAAACAGCAUAUGUAUAUCCACACAGGUGAAAAACCAUACACAUGUGAUAUAUGUUUUAGGUCAUUUGCACAGAAUGUUACAUUAAAGCAACAUAAGCGCAUUCACUCGGGUGAGAAAGAAUACAUCUGUGAUAUAUGUAAGAAGGCCUUUCUUCAUCUGCGCAGCUUGAGUGUACACAUACGUUCCCACAUAGGGGAAAAGUCAUAUCUGUGUGAAGUAUGUAAUAAGAGAUAUUUGCUGAAACAGAAUUUGAGGAUUCAUAUGCGUAUUCAUACAGGUGAAAAGCCCUAUAUAUGUGAAAUAUGUGACAAAUCAUUUAUAUCUGGUACAAUCUUGAAAUACCAUUCAUAUAUCCAUACCAGUGAAAAACCACAUAAAUGUGUUACAUGUCAUAAGUCAUUUGUUCGCAAAAAUGAUUUAAAAAAGCAUAUGAUUUACCAUAGUGAAAAAAAAUAUGUAGAUUGUAAUAUAUGUGGAAUAUCAUUUUCACGUCCGAGUAGUUACAGUAAGCAUAUGAAUUGUCAUGUAACUGGAAACCAACAUGUAUGUACUAUAUGCAAGAAGUCAUUUCCACGUGAAUGGCGCUUAGUCAGACAUAUGCGUGUACACACAGGUGAAGAAACACAUGUGCGUGAAAAUACUAUGCAGCGAAGUACAGAUAAAAAUGAACAUUUUGAAUGUGCUGCGUGUUUUAAAAUUUUUCCAACUAAUACUGCUUUACAAGAACAUGUGUGUACUCAUAGAGGUGAAAAACUGCUGGACUGUAAUAUUUGUGCAAAAUUGUUUGCACAUCAAAGUAGCUUAAACAGACACAUGUUUAAUCACACAGGAGAGAAACGGCAUGUGUGUAAUAUAUGUAAGAAGUCAUUUCGACAGCAGUGCCACCUUACUAAACAUUUGUGUAUCCAUACAAGUAAGAAAAUAUGUAUAGAAAAAAGUACAAGAGAUAAAAAGCUUGAAUGUGCAGUAUGUUUCAAGUCAUUUAAUUUUCUAACUGAGUUACAAGAACACAUGUUUACUCAUACAGGUGAAAAACCACUUAGAUGUGAUAUAUGUGGAAAAUCAUUUGCACAUUGGAAAACUUUAAGGAAACACAGAUAUACCCACAUAAGUAAGAAACGAUAUGAAUGUAGUAUAUGUGGCAAAGCAUUUCCAUUUAAUUACCUUUUAAUUAGGCAUAAGCGCAUCCAUGCAUAUGACAAACUUCUUGUGUCUAAAAACAUUUCCCAGCAACAAACAAGUAUAAAGUCUUCUGAAUCUGUUGCAUGCUUAAAAUCAUUUAUAAGUCUAGAAGAUUCACAGCAACAUGUGCCUAUCCAGAGAAAUGAGAAACAACAAGAAUGUAAUAUAUGCGGGAAAACAUUUGUACAUCAGGUCCACUUAAAUGGACAUCUAUGUGUUGCCGUUAAUGAGUCUAAUGUGUCUGAAAAUGCUUCCAAACAGCGUAUGACUGAAAAAGCUAAUGAAUCUGGUGCAUGUUUAAAAUCAUUCACAUGCCCAAAUUUACAGCAGCAUGUGUCCGUCCAGAGAAAUGAGGAACCACAAGAAUGUGAUAUAUGCGGGAAAACAUUUGCACACCAGGGACACUUAAAUGGACACUUAUGUGUUGCAAAUAAAGAGUCAGAUGUGUCUGAAAAUGCUUCCAGAUACCAUAUGGCUAGAAAACCUAAUAAAUCUGCUGCAUGUUUAAAAUCAUUUACAUAUCUAGAAGAUUUUCUACAACAUGUAUCUGUCCAGAGAAAAGAGAAGCCACAUGAAUGUAAUAUAUGUGGGAAAACACUUGCAUACCAGGGCCAUUUAAAUGGACAUUUGUGUGUUGCAAAUAAAGAGUCAGAUGUGACUGAAAAGGCUUCCAAACAGCAUAUAGCUAAAAAUCCUAAUGAAUCUAGUGCAUAUUUAAAGUCAGUUAUGCAAUUGGAUGGUCUAAAUCAAAAUAUGUGUACCCUCACAGAUGAGAAACUACAUGAAUGUAAAAUAUGUGGGAAGAUGUUUUCACUCUUCUGUAUCCAUGACAGUGAAGAGCCACAUUUGUUAGAAAAUGCUUCCCAACAGCUUGUGGCUGAAAAACCUAAUGAAUCUGAUGCAUGUUUAAAAUUGCUUGCCUAGUUGAAUGAUUUUCAGUGACAUGUAUCUCUUCAGACAAAUGAAAAGCCUCAUGAGUGUAAUAUAUGUAAAAAAAUGGUACUUUUCCGUUUUGCUGCUGCAAAUCUCACCGAGCAGACUUUAUUGGCGACAACAUAGUAUGCACAUAAAAAAUGUUAGUUCUAAAACUGUUUUUAUUU